AUGUCGAAGAAUCAUAAUAACAAGUUAUUUUUUAGGAAUUUGGGGGCCAAUGAUCCUUUUAUUGGGAGGAAAACAUUAGGGGUUGGGAAUCAUUUUAACAAGGGUGUUCAUGUUAGGAAAAGGCACACGUGGUUUCGCCGGAACGUGAAGUCCGUUGCUUUGAUGGUUUUGUUAAUGGUUUUCGUGUCCUUUCUUGAUUCUCUGAUGGUGUCGGUUUUCGAUUCGAUCAAUUUUCACAGAAGUUCGACUGUGAGAAACUCCAAUGGUGGCGAAGAGGACAGUGUUGCAUAUGUUCAUGAGGAAAGGUCCACAGUUGAGAUGUAUAGUAGGCUUCUAAAUUUGGCUUCAAGUGCACUCGCCAAGAAGGAGUUUAAGCAAGAUAGUCUGAGGUUUUGGGAGGAACCAUAUCAGGAAGCAACCAAAUGGAAACCUUGUGCAGAUAAAAGAUAUCCAACUAGCCUAGGGAAGCCUGAAGAGAGUAAUGGCUAUAUAAUGGUAAGCACGAACGGUGGUUUGAACCAGCAACGAGUAGCACCUUGCAAUGCAGUUGCCGUGGCAUCGUUGCUCAAUGCGACUCUGGUUCUUCCCAAAUUUCUUUACAGCAAUGUAUGGAAGGAUCCUAGCCAGUUCAGUGACAUCUAUCAAGAAGACUAUUUUAUGAGCAUGUUGAAGGAUGAUAUACAUAUUUUGCAGGAACUUCCCCCGCAUUUGAAGUCGUUGGAUGUUGAAGCCAUUGGUAGUCUUAUUACGGAUGCAGAUAUCCCGAAGGAAGCGAAGCCGAACAAUUACGUCAGCACUGUACUUCCCCUCCUUAUGAAGAACAAAGUUGUUCACUUCCUUGGAUUCGGUAACCGACUCGGCUUUGAUCCGUUACCUCCUGAUCUCCAGAGAUUGAGAUGCAAAUGCAACUUCCAUGCAUUAAAGUUCGUGCCGAAAAUCCAAGAAGUUGGUUCACUAUUAAUCAAAAGGAUAAGGAAGUUCAAACAUGAUGCUACCGAACGUCAUCUGGAUAAGCAACUGCUCGGAGAUUUCGCUCCCGGUGUUUCCUCCAAAGAGGAUUAUGUUGCAAGAGGCUCAUCCAAAUACCUUGCAUUACACUUGAGAUUCGAGGAGGAUAUGGUGGCAUACUCCCUAUGUGAUUUCGGAGGCGGAGAAUACGAGAAAAAGGAACUCGAAACCUACAGAGAGGUCCACUUCCCUCUGCUCAUCGAGCGCUUGAAGAACACGAAGCCUGUUUCUCCUGUGGAGUUGCGGAAGUUGGGAAGAUGCCCAUUGACACCCGAAGAAGCCGCACUAGUUCUUGCCGCUCUCGUUCUUGCCGCUCUCGGUUUCAAGCGUGGAACUUACAUUUAUCUAGCAGGGUCUCGUAUAUACAGCGGAAGUUCCCGGAUGCACCCUUUUAGCAGUUUGUACCCCAAUUUGAUCACUAAGGAAACACUGCUCACUCCCAUUGAACUUGCUCCUUUUCGAAAUUUUUCUUCUCAACUGGCAGCAUUAGAUUUCAUUGCUUGUGCAACUUCAGAUGUCUUUGCCAUGACAGACUCCGGAAGCCAACUAUCAUCGCUGGUAUCCGGAUUCCGAACUUACUACGGUGAUGGACAUGCUCCAACCUUGCGACCUAACAAGAAGAGGUUAGCGGCAAUUUUUUCAGAGAAUAGCUCCAUAGGAUGGAAUACAUUUGAAGAUAGGAUACGAAAGAUGAUCGAGGAAAGCCAAAGAGUGCGAGUGAGGGGCUCUGGUCGAAGCAUUUACCGACAACCAAGGUGCCCGGAAUGCAUGUGCAAAUCAUAA
Messenger RNA from Hibiscus syriacus, 1791 nucleotides. RefSeq names its product O-fucosyltransferase 8-like. The transcript is spliced from 11 exons. The record is from RefSeq and is a predicted model, not a curated record. NCBI's taxonomy places the organism in Eukaryota, Viridiplantae, Streptophyta, Magnoliopsida, Malvales, Malvaceae. The coding region runs from base 1 to 1791 and encodes 596 amino acids.